Molecule: messenger RNA, 2183 nt
Organism: Lotus japonicus
Lineage: Eukaryota; Viridiplantae; Streptophyta; Magnoliopsida; Fabales; Fabaceae
Exons: 4
Coding region: 474-1922 (482 amino acids)
Source: RefSeq, a predicted model, not a curated record
ACUUACCUAAGAUCUCUUAAACGAAAAACCACAGAAGCUGCUGUUGGGUUCACAUUUACUUACCUCAACAGCUUCUUUUUCAAUUGACUUUCUCCCUAGUUUCAUCUUUAUAACAUUUUCUGCAAUUUCUUCCAGAACAGAAUCCAUUCAGGUCUUAUCAAAUCUUCAACUCUUUCAUCAAUUCCAUCAUUAAAAGAAAGAAAACCACCUCACUCAACAUUUCCAUAAUCACUUUUCCAUCUCUUCCCCUCACCCAUUUUGCUCCCUCAAAAUUGUGCCAUAAUUAACACCACAACCACAAAGUACAAAGGACCACUUGGUUAAUUUUCUCACAUACACUACACAUGACACUGUCAGUGUAACAUUAACUCGUUACUCACCCUUCACUCUUCAGGGACCAAAACCGAAAACAGUGAAAAUUCAGAACCAACGAUGAGAUUAAUACAACCGUGAUCAGAUUCAUCACCAAGAACAUGACCAUGGACAGAGCCUCACAAAGCAGUUCAGACUCACCGACACGAGACACCAAAGUCCUAUCCAUCGAGUGUCUUCGAGGAAGCUCCAAAGCCGACGAAUGGACCGGCGACAUGCUCCAAACCGGCGACAUAGUCGAAGAGCUUCGAAUCGGCGGUUCGGUUAACUCGCUCAUCCGGUUCAAGUCGCCGUUCAAGAGCGGCAAGAGCGGCGUCAACAAGAUCCUUCAGGAUGCGUAUAAGAAGAAGGAAACCUCCAUCUGUGUCCGUGUCCGCCGUGGACCUGACCUGUUCGCCGAAUUGCAGGCUUGUAUCGUUCCUAAUGAAUCCUCCGGGAAGAAGAAUUACGUUCUCCGGUCAAUCUCAGAUCCUAAUUACGUUGUUGGGUUCUUGGAUCGAACUGAAGCUGAGUGCUUCCAACUCCAAGCUUCAAGGUCCUCUAGGAUGGUAAAUGCGCUAACCAAGACCCGGCUACAGGAUGGAUUUGUCUCGUAUCCGUGGGAGAGGAGAAUGCAUGAGUUGCUAUCAGUUCCCAAUUCUAGCAACUUCCUUUCCAUAUUACUUCUUCCCAGAGCUUCAGAUAUGAAUGCUUCUCACUAUAAUGAUCUGGAGGACACCCUAGCCAGGGCAAAUGCCUGGCUUAAUGCAGCUCAAGCUUCAGGGGUCCCCAUUGUCUUCAUGAACAUUCAAACUGAGUCCUUACUUACUAAGAUCUCUGGAGAUACAGCUUCUUCUACUGUAAAUGCAGGGUCAUUAUCUGACUUAGCUAACCUGGCAAACGUAAGCCUUUAUGGCUUUGAGGAUUAUCAUGGAGUAGACAUUGGUGUUGUCAGAGCAGUUCGGCUAUGGUAUGCUCCAAUAGGCGGAGAGUUCUCAGUCGAAAUAAAACUAAAAGAGGGUGAUGCUAAGCUUGGCUUUGCCAUUAGUCGUACAGAAGAGGGUUUUAUUUUCAUCUCAUCAGUUACUGAUGAUGGCCAAGAAAAUGCACCCGCCACACGUUCAGGGCUGAGCAAUCUGUACAGGAAAGCAAGAAACACUUCAAAGUUGCUGGUAGUUUCAAGACUUUCAAAUCAAAGAGUCCUUCCAUGGAUGGUGUCUUCGACUGGCGCCAUUCGGUGUUACGACACUGUUUCGUUGAGCCAGAAACUGUCCUUGCAUCGGCACACCAAUGUUCCUAUUCUCCUACACGUCUUCCUUUGGGACCGAGCAUCAUUGACUUCUUCAAAUGCAGAAAGUACAAAGUUGAGGGCCUUGUCUCCCUCAGUGUUGCCAUUACCACCUGAAGUUCAGUUAGCAAGCCAUCCAAACGAGAAUCAAAUACAGCCAUUUCCACAGGAAGGUUCUGAUCCAAGUGAUAUUGACAGUGAUGGUUCGCAGCUUGAGAGAGGCACAGCUGGGGAUCUUUCAUUCAGAUUCCAUGACUUAUCCUUGUCCAGCAGCUGGGUAUGAAUAUGAUGAUAUACAUGAUAAGAUUCAUAACACAUUCACAUACCAUGUUUUCUUUAAUCCACCUUAUUUUACUCUUGUACAUACAGAAUAUGUAUAUCGCUUCUUAGAGCUAGAGUAUUGAUUUGCUUCAUUAUUAGGCUAUUAGCUUAUGCACAGAAAAGCAGAACAAAGCUUCUAGAAUUGCUUACUUGAACUUAUGGCCUUUGUGAGUUUUUCUUAUUAUUUUGAGUCGGGAUAAUGAAAAUUAUUUUAUGAAUAUGA